GAUAAAAACUAGGGAUGAGGUGGGAGAGCGAGUGGUGAUGGUUGGUGGAUAGCCGUAUGUGUGUAGAGAGCGAGCGAACGAGCCAGAGACCAAGAAUAUGGCGUUGGUGGCGGCUGCUGCAAGUUAUGGUCAUGCUGCCGCCGCCGCAAAUAAUCUAAUUGUCGUCCCGCUAUCAAAACCCAGGAUAUUGGGGGCGUUUCCCUCUUUAUCCCAUCUCGACCUUCUUCACAAAAUCCCUACUCCUCCUCAUCAUAACUUCUAUGAUUUCCCCCUUCAAUUUGGUCGUCUCAAUCAUCAUCAUCAUCAUCAUCAUAAUUACAGUGCUAGUUACAGAACAAAGCCGGCCUUUACCAUAAGCAGCUCCUCCUCCUCCUCCUCCUCAGCCACCACUACUGAUGUAACUGAAGCUGGCGACGAUGGCGGCAGCAGCAGCCUCACUACUGACAUAUCUUCCAGGUGGGUGGAGUUUGCGAAGAACGUGUCCGGAGAGUGGGAUGGGUACGAGGCUGAAUUUUCCAAGGAAGGGAAGCCCAUGGAGCUUCCAGAAUCAGUAGUCCCCGAAGCUUACAGGGAGUGGGAAGUCAAGCUGUUCGAUUGGCAGACGCAGUGUCCCACUCUCGCUCGCCCUCGCCCUGAUCCUGAUGAAUACCUUGUCUUGUAUAAAUCCAUGAGGCUACUUCCCACUGUUGGAUGCGAGGCCGAUGCUGCUACGCGCCACAGUGUCGAUGAGAGGACCAUAGGAUUAGGAUUAGGCGGUUUGGAAGAUAACUCCUCUGGCUACUACUACUGCGCAGCAUUUGCAUAUCAAUCUACCGGAUGUUAUGUGGCAGUUUGGGUGAAGGAGGAGCUGGAGAAGGACAGAUUGCUGCUGAUGGAGUUGGAACACUGCUUGAUUGAUCCUCGGAAUCGCGAAUCGCGCGUCCGGAUAGUUCAGCGUGCCCGUCUUGAUGGAAGAAGCACUGAUAAGAAGAAGUUGGUAUUACAGAAUGUGAAGGUGUGCUGUGAGCAGUGGUAUGGACCUUUUAGAAAUGGAGAGCAAUUAGGUGGAUGCGCCAUUCGUGAUUCAGCAUUUGCCUCCACCGAUGCAUUAAAAGCUUCACAACUCACUGGUGUUUGGCAGGGCCUCCAUGCUGUUGCCUCCUUCCAUAAUUCUCCAACCAAGCAGAACAUUAUUCAUCAAGAACUUGUAGAUGACAGCGUGCGGAAGACAGUGAGAGAUGAGAAUAACAUAAUUAUUAAUAAGAAUGUGGUAUUGCUUCCCAAGCAAUUGUGGUGUUGGGUGGAAGAAAGAGAAGACGGUGAAACCUGGUGUGAGGUGGGCUGGCUACUGGAUCACGGCCGUGCUAUCACAUCAAAAUGCAUUUUUUCACCUGAUGGUACCCAGUUAAAGGAAAUUGCCAUGGCACAGGAAACUGCAAUGGUAAAGGAGCAAGGACAAUAACAGCAAUAUUUGAAUGAAUCUUCAUCAUCAAGCUGCAACAGCAACAGCAAAAGCAGCAGCUUUAAUUGGAUACG
Molecule: messenger RNA, 1515 nt
Organism: Diospyros lotus (date-plum)
Lineage: Eukaryota; Viridiplantae; Streptophyta; Magnoliopsida; Ericales; Ebenaceae
Exons: 4
Coding region: 98-1441 (447 amino acids)
Source: RefSeq, a predicted model, not a curated record